Messenger RNA from Spinacia oleracea (spinach), 1034 nucleotides. RefSeq lists its product as uncharacterized. The record is from RefSeq and is a predicted model, not a curated record. Lineage: Eukaryota; Viridiplantae; Streptophyta; Magnoliopsida; Caryophyllales; Amaranthaceae. The transcript is spliced from 3 exons. The coding region runs from base 217 to 384 and encodes 55 amino acids.
AAAAAAAAAAAAAAAAGUUGGCCCUACUCAACACGACUCGAAUCGAACCCAAGUCUGUCAUAUCUGUCCUGCUUUGGAGGGUAAGUGGGUAACCCAACAAUACCGCCUCGAAUCUGACCCGACCCUCGUUAACCCGGCUGGGUCGAAAGCUCUAGAUCAUCAAAUUCUCUAUAGGGUGUUAAUGGUUAAGCCACUUCUUGAUUGUUUAAACAAACAAUGGAGUUCCAAAAUUUAAUCAAAGACAAGAAAUUUUGGUUCGCUUCCGUCUUAAUUGCUUGGGCUGCUGGACUUCAGGGGCAUAUGAUGUGGUUACAAAGGCAGGAUGCUUUCAAGCAGAAAUUCGGGGAUUUAAACGAAAGUGAUGAUCAGAAGAACUUAAAUUGAAUGCUCAGAGUGAUUGAUCUCUUGGACCUCAAAACCUCUUAUUGUGAAUAAAUCUUGGUAGGAGUGGUUUAAGUCGGUGAAGAGUCUUCUGUAUGGAGCUUUAAUCUUGUACUCUCUUUGAUACAGAUUCCUGCCAUUGUUCAACCAGUCUUGAGAAAAGCUCCAGUCUGGCCAGCAAAUAAAAUCUCCAGCUCUUUUGCCAGCAUGGAUGGCAAAUGUAGAUAUUAUCCUUUAUCCGAAAUUGUUGGGUGUAUCUUUUUGCUAGAAGCAAUCAUAUGUUGUUAACUAGACCCAACUAGAUUCAGUUUUAUCUCGAAUAUCUACUUGACUUUUCAAAUAUUAUUGGAAACUAUUUAGUUUAUUUGGGAAGAACACCAAAAUGAAGAGUUUGGAGAAGAUUCAACUUCCUGGAAAUGAUAUCUGAUUUCCUCUUCCUGGAUUACUUCUUGAAGGUUCCUUGUGUCGUGAUGGAGUUACUAGAUCAUUCCAGAUCAUUCCAGAUCAUUAUCAAUCUUCUGGUUGGUUGAUUUUGUGUCAACUUUAGCAUAGUUUGCUUAAUGAAUUUGUAGGUUACUCAAAUUAAAGUUAUGUAACUCGUCUCAAGACCAUUUUGUAUUUUGAUUAAAUCAGAUGGCUUGAAUUCCCGACCA